UUCAGUUAAUACCGAACACUCGCGCCCAACAGUUGAGUCGUGAGCUCCCGACGGCAGUGACAGUUGAGCAUAAGAUAAAUAAACAAACGAUAAAAAAGAAAGAAAGAAAUAAAAACCAAAAAGCGCACUCCCAAAACGGUCGCGUCUCUUGGCAUCGGAAUCGGAAGUUCUUUUGGCUUGUUGUCGUCGUGACCGAGUACGGGUGUUGGCCUCUUCAGCGAACCGCAUGCUGAGCUGCUUUGGAGCAGCAUAAAUCCAUGGAAACAUCAUGUGGCUUUGGAAACAGCGUACACUUCAACUACAAGAACAACAAGUACAACAACAGCGACUACUACGCAUUGUCUUGCAUCUAAAAACCUAAUCCUAAUAUCUUAAACUUAUCGCCGCUAACAAAGCUAAUCGCACGCUUCAACCGACCGACCGAACGUUCGCCAAUCCGCUGGCUCUCUUCAUCGUAACUAGCAAUAACAAGCGUCUCUCUAUCGGCAUUUGUGUGUGUUAUGUUUUGUGUGUGUUUUGCUAAUAUCCAAACUAUUGCUAUUUAUAACCCCCUGCUCGCUGUUAACGAUCAUGCAUAGACCGACGCUAGCAAAUCCUAUAACUGCUGCCGGUAUUGCCUCAUCCAUAUCAAACAACAACAAAUCAAAGCGUGCACGUCAAUACAGCAAAUCAGCAGCAGCAGCAGCAGCGGACGGCGCAGCGGGACAAGCAAACGAGUCUUUAAUCUCAAAUGCGCCGUUGCCAAUCUACUACGAAAAGCAUUCGCACUCCGCACUAAUCGACGCUUCAAUUGAUUUAGAACAUUACAUCAGCGCCAUGGAGGCACGUCGUCACGACAAUGAGCCGGAUGUUUGGGCGCAAUUGCAGCAAAAGGAAUCGGAUAUAUUGCUGGCCGCGGAGCUGGGCAAGGCGCUGCUGGAAAAGAACGAGGAGCUGGUAAAACAACAGGAAAAACUUAUAGAGGAUUAUUCGGUGAAAAUUGAGAAACUUGAACAGGAGAAACAUGUGCUGCGACAGAAGCUGGCCAUAGCUGAGGAUGAAAGUGAUCAGCGUGUGCUCGAACUGCAGGGAGAUCUCAACGAACUGAAGGACAAGCUGCAAACACAAGAUGUGGCCAUCAGGCAGGCGGAGAAGGAGAAGACCAUACUCAUCGAUGAGCUUCAAAAUCAAAAUACGCGCCUCACCGAACAGAUACAAGAGGCGCAUGCCACCGAAAUGAAGCUUAGCGCACAGAUACAGGAGCUCAAGGAUCAGUAUCACUACAGAAACAGCAGCCUGCAGGAGCAUGUCAACAGCUUGGAGUCCAUCAAAACCGAACUUAACCUCACCACUGGCAAGCGGCAGGAGCUGGAGCGUCGCCUGCAGCAUGCGCAGCAGGAAAAGGAGACGCUCACCUCAUCGCUGGAUGAGGCCUCUGACAGAAUUCAUAUGCUGGAGCGCCAUGCUCGCGAGCAGGAAACAAAAUUAGAGACCACCCUACAAGCAUUGGAGCGCUCUCAGCGAGAGAAUAAUGUCCUUAGUGAACGAUUGGGCGCGGAUUCGAACUCCGCGUCUGGAAAGAAAAGUCUGCAAUUUGAAAUGGAAUGCGAUGAGGAGGAAGCAAGCUUUUCAGAAACUGGCAAACCCAGUCAAAUGUAUAUUGAGGCACGUUCGGUUUAUAUACAGCUGAAGUCCCUGGUGGAUUCGCUGAAAGUGAGCCAUGAUGACGACUCUGGUCUCAACUCGGACAUCUCACUGGACCUUGAGUCUAUGGAUAACACAAUGUCAAGCUCGGAUCGCAAUGACAGUGAUCAUAUGGCCAUUCAAUUCCGCCAGGGCAUGCUGUCGGCCAUGUCUGAUGAGCUGACGCGUCUAUUGCUGAAUUUGGAUGCUGGCAACUUUAAGAAAAUGCUGGACCAAACGCGUAAUCUAGUGCUAGAGCAGGAGGAUGAAAUCAAGCGCAGCCAUCAGCUGAUACAGCAAUUGGAGGCUAAGGUGACUGUUACAGAUGUAGAGCUGCAGAACGUGAAGGAAGAGCGCGAUCAGGCGCGCGGUGAUCUCGUUGAUAAUACAGAUCGCGAUGAGCUGUUGACAAAGGCGCAAAAGGAACGCGAUGCGGCCAAUGAGCGUCGCACCAAGGCCGAAGUUGAGCUGGCCAAGACGCGCGUGGAGCUUAUGCAGGCUAAUAGCCAGCUGCUGGAGUCUAUACAGCAAAAGGUUGAGCUCUCUCAGCAACUGGAGCAAUGGCAAAUGGAUAUGCAGGAGUUGAUAGAUGAGCAAAUGCGCUCCAAGCUUAUCAACAAUCGACGCUCAGCAGCCUCAGAGACGACACCGUCAGCGCCCAGCAGCGCCGCUGCUCAGUUAGCCAAGCGUGUGUCCAGCUAUAAGCUCUGGAGCUUAUUUCAGCGGUAAUUGGACCAAUCUAACAGCGCGCUGGAAGAUCUACGCAACUCUUAUAUUUUUAAUGUAGUAAAGUUUAAGCCGACAGCAAUGAGGAGGAGCUAUACGCAAAUAUACAUAAAUAUAUAUAUAUAUAUAUUUUUAAUAUUUAUACACACACUGAUACACACACACAUGCAUACGCAAAAGAUAGACUAAGUAUAGUACUAUGUAUUUGUACUUACAAGUUGUAAUUUCAUGUACGUAAGUUGCGUCCUUCUUGUGUUCUUUGUAGUGAAAUCUUUUUAAAUUGCGCUUUAUUAAUCUUAAUGCAUAAUUAUUACUAUUGUAAUUGCACUAUCGUACCUAUGUUAAAUUUAUAUAAAAGCUUGCUCUCUGCCCCCCUCUCUAAUUAGUUAAUCUUAUAGUUCGUUUAAGCUGCAACGGAAAAUCAAAAAACAAAAAAAACAUAUCGCCUUAUUUUGUUGAGCGUCUAGUAAAUGCUUUUAAAGCCUUUGCUGGUUCAAAACGUUGUGUUUGCGAUAACUGAAAUCAAAAUGUUAUAAAUUUUAAUCAUACAUAUUUGUAACCUAAUAGUGUACCUAAGCAUAAGUUUAAGCAAAGCAUUUAUGUUAUAAUAUAUUAUGAUGAGUAAAUAUAUUUUUCAAGUAGGCAGAAAGUGUGGAAAUGUGCGCGGACUACGCGUCAAACAACUUGCCUUAAAUACGGACAAUGAAUCGGAAAGUUUAACAUUUUAGAUUGUUUAACUCUAUAAAUUAACAAUAAAACUAUACAACAACAAGUAUUUUAUAUUUUUAUCUGUCAAC
Molecule: messenger RNA, 3185 nt
Organism: Drosophila busckii
Lineage: Eukaryota; Metazoa; Arthropoda; Insecta; Diptera; Drosophilidae
Product: bicaudal D-related protein homolog
Exons: 6
Coding region: 571-2391 (606 amino acids)
Source: RefSeq, a predicted model, not a curated record